Molecule: messenger RNA, 792 nt
Organism: Sus scrofa (pig)
Lineage: Eukaryota; Metazoa; Chordata; Mammalia; Artiodactyla; Suidae
Source: RefSeq, a predicted model, not a curated record
AUGGUGCUUGUAUUUAUCAGAACCCUCAGCCCAGGGGUUGAUGCCCCCAGUGAGGGUUAUAUGAUGCUGAAGAGGUACCCGUGCCUGGGCUCCUGCUGCCUCUCCGAGGGCACCAGGGAAGUGCCUCCAGAAGAGGAGAGUGGGAUGCGGGCCUCUCAGACAGGGCAGAGAUUUAGGAUAUUCCUCUGUAUCAUACUGGGGGCCCUUCUCUUCCUGGUCCUCGUUAUCCUGGGGAUUCAGCUACACAGAUGGAGAGCAGAGCACCAAGCCUUAUCUGCUUUUGAAGAUGCUGUCGAUGAAGGCUUGUACCAGGAGAUUGAUGACCUCAUAAAACCAGAGAAGGAGGACCUACUGGACAGCCCAGGACACCUGUCUGAUGACUCAGUGACUCGGCUGCCAUAUUACACAGGGGACACUGAGGAGGAUGGAGACCCUGAAUAUGCUCCAGAGCCUCGGGGAGAGCAUGUCAAUGCCACAGGAAAUGGUUACGAUGAUGUUGAAGAGUUACCUGUUCCUGAAAUUCCUUUCUCUCCUGGGAGGAGUGAGAAUUAUUUUUCCACAGAGGAUGGAGGUGGUGACAGGUAUUCCCAGACAGGCAUCUCUCUGCAGUCUCCUGGAGAAGCUGUCAACUCUAGCAUGGAAGAGAAAGAAUCCUCAUUGGUCCUGAGACGAGAAGAUCCUGGGUAUGACGAUGUUGAUCUUAGCAUCAUGUCGUGCCACUUUUUGAAGCAAGAGACACUUUGAAGAAACGUCCACAAUAUUGUUUCCCAAAUAAAUGAGAGUUUUGUUUUC